Messenger RNA from Exserohilum turcica Et28A, 630 nucleotides. RefSeq lists its product as uncharacterized. NCBI's taxonomy places the organism in Eukaryota, Fungi, Ascomycota, Dothideomycetes, Pleosporales, Pleosporaceae. The coding region runs from base 1 to 630 and encodes 209 amino acids. Gene Ontology annotation, biological process: post-translational protein targeting to membrane, translocation. The transcript is spliced from 2 exons. The record is from RefSeq and is a predicted model, not a curated record. Gene Ontology annotation, cellular component: Sec62/Sec63 complex.
AUGUGGCCCUUUGACCUCGUCGACUGGGUGAUGCUCACGGUGCCCAUCGCCUACAUCGGUGUCCUUGCUGGUUCUUUCGGCGUCUUCACAAACCUGUACAAGAAGCGGCAGGCUGCCAACGCCGCAUCGCUCGAGCCAUGGUUCCCCACCCAUCUCCAGCGCAAUGUCUACCUCUCUCUGCUGCACAUGGACGAGCCCAAGGUGCCGGACAGCAUCUUGAAGGCUGCCUUGCUGCGCCGCGCCACGGAGGAUAUCCACCGAAUUAUCCAGAUCAGGAACGCAAAGCAGGCGCUGCAGGUCUUGUUGCAGAGGGGCAGUGUGGGCGAUGACCUGUGGCAGAGGUUCCAGCGCGCAGAGCAGGAGAUUGAGGAGGAACUCAGAGACGUGGUCAACGAGGCCAAUGCGUUCGCGCCCAACUGGGGCCAGACCAUCUUCCAGUCGGCCUCUGAAAUGGCGCAGAACAACCACAUCCGCGAGCGUCUGGCCGAGAUUGAGGCAAAGGCCCCCGCCGAGAAGGCGUGGUGGGAAAGCCGCCGGGCUGGCAUUCAGUCCGAGUUUAUGAAAGAGCUGGACGACGAGAAGGCCAAGAGCGAGGAGGAUGCCGUCAUGGUGGAGAAGGCAAAGCACUGA